AGCUCCGCCUUGCUCGAGCGCGCCGUGACGUAGCCAGCUGCGGCUUGGGCUCGCUAUCGGUGUGAGCGCUCGGAGCUGCAUCACCGGAGUCGGACAGCGGGAACAGGCCCAACCUAGUGCUGCAGUGCGAUAAGGUGACUCCCCUAUAGGUAUUAAAUGCAGGACAGUCGGGAGCAGCAGGUGCAAAGGAAAGACCUUAUAACAAUGACUGACAGAACUAAAAUGGAGGUGCCCAGUAACAAGGAUAAAGAGCCAAAAAUGGGGAAGAAACAAAAUGGCAAAGGCAAGAAGGUGGAAGAGGCAGAACCUGAAGAGUUUGUUGUAGAAAAAGUCCUAGACAGACGAGUGGUGAACGGAAAAGUUGAAUAUUACCUGAAGUGGAAAGGCUUCACAGAUGCAGACAACACGUGGGAACCAGAAGAAAAUCUAGACUGCCCUGAGCUAAUAGAGGCCUUUCUCAAUUCUCAAAAAGGCGGCAAAGAGAAAACAGACAGCAACAAAAGGAAAUCUGUGUCGGACUGUGAAUCUGAAGACAGCAAAUCAAAAAAGAAACGAGAAGCAGCUGAUAAACCCAGAGGAUUUGCCAGAGCCUUGGAUCCAGAGCGAAUAAUUGGAGCAACUGACAGCAGUGGUGAACUAAUGUUCCUUAUGAAAUGGAAAGACUCUGAUGAAGCAGACUUGGUACCUGCCAAAGAAGCAAAUAUGAAAUGUCCUCAGGUUGUAAUUGCAUUUUAUGAAGAGAGACUAACAUGGCAUUCUUGUCCAGAAGAUGAAGCGCAAUGAAAUUAUCACUAUUUACAUGUAGAUUUUUGUUUUUUAAAAUACUUCCCCCUUUUUAUUUUCAGUGGGUUUUUUUCUUUUUGAGCAAUCUCCAUUUUUGUUUUUAGUACCUUUCUGAGAACCACAAUAAUGGAGUUUGGUGCCCUGAUGUACAUGGCAAAAAUGCUCUGGUACAUAAUGCAUUUGUUCUGUCCGGGCUUUUUAUAGAAUCUUUGUUAAAUGACCAACAUCUCUGCAUCUAUAAUGCAAACUUGCAAGUGUUUUGUAGUCUACUGCUUGAUGUGCAUGUUAAUGCUUUGACUUGGACCUGUCUUUAAUCUAGCCUUUUUAGUUCCAGCCCUUCAGUAAAAGUCUGGAAAUAACUGUAGUGAAUGUUACUUGACUGUAUAUUGUUUACUUCAAUGUAAAUACUGGUGAUCAGUGUUCAAUAAAUAGUUUUAUAUUCUCA
Messenger RNA from Pelobates fuscus (common spadefoot toad), 1228 nucleotides. RefSeq names its product chromobox 3 (gene CBX3). The record is from RefSeq and is a predicted model, not a curated record. Gene Ontology annotation, cellular component: pericentric heterochromatin; nucleus. Lineage: Eukaryota; Metazoa; Chordata; Amphibia; Anura; Pelobatidae. The transcript has 7 exons. Gene Ontology annotation, biological process: chromatin organization; negative regulation of transcription by RNA polymerase II. Bases 157 to 783 code for a protein of 208 amino acids. Gene Ontology annotation, molecular function: chromatin binding.